UAGCCAAGGCACUUAGUUUACCUGCCCGAUCCAAGAAAAGGAAACAACUGCUCGAAGUCCUUAGAAACAGAGGCAACUUUAAUCACAACAGUCGUGUUUUUAGAAAUGGAGAAGGUGCCAUAAAAGUAAAACGACGUGCAGUUCGGACAGAAUCGGCACACAAAAGUUAUGAAUUUUGUUUAUAUUGCAAGGGAAUGUUUGUGCGACAGGAGCUGUGGAGACACAUGAAGCGAUGCCAAUCUAAACCAGCCAUGUCAGAUGAGUCUGCUGGGGGCAGACAGAGAGUUCUUACCAUUGCAGCAGUGGCUAAAUCUGCUUUCUCUGGUCAAGUUGAUGAUGGGCUAAUGAAAGUACUAAGUCAAAUGAAUGAUGAUGAAAUUGCUCGUGUGGUGAGAAAUGAUUUUGGGCUUCUUCAGUUUGCUCAGUCACUAUAUAAUCGGCAUGGGUUUAACAAAACAAAGCAUGAAUACAUAUGUCAGAAGGUUCGUGAGCUUGCGAGAUUCAUACUUGCAUUGCGUAAAAAAUGUCCAUCUUUUACUCUGGAAGAUGCAAUGAAGCCAGCAAAUUUCAUGAAUGUCAUAGACGCAGUUAAAGAUGCAGCAGGCUUCAACCAAGACACACAUUCUUAUCAAACACCAAGCCUUGCUUUGAAAAUUGGACACUCCCUACUGAAAGUUAGCGAGAUUCUUCACUGCCGUGCUCUUAUUACUGAAGACGCAGAGUUGACCAACAGUGCAAAGGCAUUCCAAAAGCUGUAUAAGACGAAGUGGUCUGAAUACAUAUCUCAUAAAGCUUUAUGCACCAUCAGUGAUUUAAAGUACAACAAGCCCACCAAAUUACCACUCACUCAAGACAUCGACAAGCUUAACGACUAUCUACAGAGAAGUGCAGAAUCAGCCUUUCAAGAGCUUAGCCAAAACACAACAGAGCACAACUACGCAUGUCUAGCCAGGCUAACAUUGACUAGGAUCAUUCUUUUCAACAGACGUCGUGUGGGAGAGGUCUCCAAGAUGCCCUUAAAAAAUUUCCUUCAAAGAGAUGACUCUUACGCUUUUGAAGAGCUGGGACUUUCUGCCUAUGAGAAGCGUCUGUGCAAGUAUUUCACAAGAGUUGAGCUAAAGGGAAAGCGAGGACGAAAAGUUGCUGUUUUACUAAGCCCAGACAUCACAAAAGCUCUGGAACUGCUUGUUGAAAAACGGAAACAAUGUGGUGUUCUCCAAGACAAUGAAUACCUUUUUGCAGCACCAAAAGGUAAUAGCUUCUACAGAGGACAUGACUGUCUUAAAAAGUUUGCUGCUGAGUGUGGAGCAAGUCAUCCAGAGUACCUAAGAUCCACACAGCUGAGAAAACAUGUGGCUACAACAUCUCAAAUUCUGAAUCUAAAACACAAUGAACUGGACCAACUGGCAGACUUUUUAGGCCACGAUAUCAGUGUGCAUCGUGAAUAUUAUAGACUACCUGAUGCAACGGUUCAGGUGGCCAAAAUUUCCAAACUGCUUUUAGCCCUUGAAAAGGGAAUGCUGCCAGAACUGAGAGGAAAAACUCUUGAUGAAAUCAAAGACUUUACAGAUGAGGAUGAUGAUCAGGAUGACAGUGAUGAAGACACCAGUGAGACCAGACCCCAACAUAUAACCUCUGGAAAUUAUGGUUAAAAGGCAGGAGGGGAGCCAGGAGGAGCCAAUUCAUCCAGUAAAAAUGCAGAGAUGGAAAGACAAAAAACAAAGAGAACCUAUGUAAAAAGACCAUGGACCCCUUCAGAGAUAAAAUCCGUAAUGAAAUUCUUUGGAGAGCACAUCAAAAAGGGGAAACUUGCAACGUUGCCUGAAUGUGAGGCUUGCAAGAAGGCAGAACACCCGGUUCUUGACUCUCGAACCAUACAAAACAUUAGAGACUUUGUGCGGAAUAAGGGCAUAGCUUACAAGCGGCAGACAUGUUUUUAACCAUAUCUAUAUGCAGUGUGUCAUACGGAGCCGUCGA
Messenger RNA from Triplophysa dalaica, 1977 nucleotides. RefSeq lists its product as uncharacterized. Gene Ontology annotation, biological process: DNA integration; DNA recombination. The transcript is spliced from 4 exons. The coding region runs from base 195 to 1652 and encodes 485 amino acids. Gene Ontology annotation, molecular function: DNA binding. The record is from RefSeq and is a predicted model, not a curated record. NCBI's taxonomy places the organism in Eukaryota, Metazoa, Chordata, Actinopteri, Cypriniformes, Nemacheilidae.